Lethenteron reissneri (Far Eastern brook lamprey) is the source of this 2929-nucleotide messenger RNA. Its product is annotated as zinc finger protein OZF-like. Gene Ontology annotation, molecular function: DNA-binding transcription factor activity, RNA polymerase II-specific; RNA polymerase II transcription regulatory region sequence-specific DNA binding. NCBI's taxonomy places the organism in Eukaryota, Metazoa, Chordata, Hyperoartia, Petromyzontiformes, Petromyzontidae. The record is from RefSeq and is a predicted model, not a curated record. Gene Ontology annotation, biological process: regulation of transcription by RNA polymerase II. Gene Ontology annotation, cellular component: nucleus.
CACAAGUGACGUCAUGUCACCUCCUGGUGCUGCGUGACGUCACGUAACGGGAAGUUGCCGCUCUGCCCGUGUACUGAAAUCCGAGGCCACGCCCGCUUGAGCUGCUGUACCGCUAUUGUUUUCAGAAGCGACCUGCCCACAACAACAACGACAAGCUGUCGCUUCCUCUGUCGCUUCCUCUGCAGAAUUGGUCUGAUGGAGCAAAAGCACUUGGCGCAGCUCGGUACGACAAGGCAACAAUGCCACCGGUGUGCAUACAGCACGGACCAUCCUGGACGUUUUACACGGCACCAGAGAACACACACGGGAGAGAAACCCUUCAAGUGCAGUGUGUGUGGGAAGGCGUUUGCACGUUCGUCUGCUCUUGUAGAACACCAGAGAACACACACAGGAGAGAAACCCUUUAAGUGCAGUGUAUGUGGGAAGGCGUUUGCACAGUUAUCAAAUCUUCAUGUACACCAGAGAACACACACAGGAGAGAAUCCCUUCAAGUGCAGUGUGUGUGGGAAGGCAUUUGCACAGUCACCACAUCUUCAAGUACACCAGAGAACACACACGGGAGAGAAACCCUUCAAGUGCAGUGUGUGUGGGAAGGCGUUUGCACGUUCAUCUACUAUUGUAACACACCAGAGAACACACACGGGAGAUAAACCCUUCAAGUGCAGUGUGUGUGGGAAGGCGUUUGCACAGUCAUCUACUCUUGUACAACACCAGAGAACACACACGGGAGAGAAACCCUUCAAGUGCAUAGUGUGUGGGAAGGCAUUUGCACAGUUAUCUGCUCUUGUAAUACACCAGAGAACACACACGGGAGAGAAACCCUUCAAGUGCGGUGUGUGUGGGAAGGCGUUUGCACAGUCAUCUCCUCUUGUAGCACACCAGAAAACACACACGGGAGAGAAACCCUUCAAGUGCAGUGUGUGUGGGAAGGCAUUUACACUUUCAUCUACUCUUAUAGAACACCAGAGAACACACACGGGAGAGAAGCCCUUCAAGUGCAGUGUGUGUGGGAAGACGUUUGCACGUUCAUCUGCUCUUGUAGAACACCAGAGAACACAUAUGGGAGAGAAACCCUUCAAGUGCAGUGUAUGUGGGAAGGCGUUUGCACAGUCACCACAUCUUCAAGUACACCAGAGAACACACACGGGAGAGAAACCCUUCAAGUGCAGUGUGUGUGGGAAGACGUUUGCGCAUUCAUCUGAUCUUGUGGCACACCAGAGAACUCACACAGGAGAGAAGCCCUUCAAGUGCAGUGUGUGUGGGAAGACGUUUGCACGUUCAUCUACUCUUGUAAUACACAAGAGAACACACACGGGAGAUAAACCCUUCAAGUGCAGUGUGUGUGGGAUGGCGUUUGCACAGUCACCACAUCUUCACAGACACCAGAGAACACACAAGCAUCAGAAGAUCCACCAGGAGUGGAGUCUGAAAUUAGCUUGUGAAAGUCAAAGUGCUGCUAUGAGCCCAUCCCUCAUGAAACAAGAACCGGAAGAAUAUCCCAGCUUGGACACUUUUAAAUGUAUCGAGGUGAAAUAUGAAGAGGUAAAGGUGAAAUGUGAAGAAGUGAUGGUGAAGAGCGAAGAAGUGAUGGUAAAAUGUGAAGAUGAAUCAACUCCAAAAUCGGACCUUCACAUCGAUGCAGGCAACGUUAAGCAGGAGGAGAAUUCUCAUUGUGAGGCAGAGCAAGGCAACUCCCAGCAGUUUGUGGAAGUGGAGGUGUGGGUUGACUUCCUCCGAGACAAUACAAAGUUAAAUGGAGACCCAGUAGAUGUGUAAGCUUGAGACGAUGUCGCUCCAAUAGAUGCACCUUUGUCACAGGCCUUUAAUGACAAGAAGGUGAAUUUGAACACUCAAUUCCUAGGUUAAACCUGCCGGGUAAUAGCGGCCAGUCUUUGGACCUGUGGGUUGGGUAGAUCUCUAACCAGGAGCGAGAACCAAUAAGCUUCCAAGCAUUCACUGUUAUCAAUUGCAUUUAUAUUGUGCUUGCUUAAUUGCCUCGGCAAUACGGGAGUUUUGCAGCGAUCUCGUCUCAAACACUCGAAGAGCACCCCCAAGUAGCAGCUGCCCCUGUGCCACAAGGUGGUGGCCCUACACCGGCCUGCAUGUGGACAAGAGCCUGUCAAUAGGGGGUGAUGGUUGAUGUGGCAUCUCAGUUGUGGAGUGUGUAGGUAAUGUUUUGAAUUUGCUAAGUUUUGACCCAGACGCCAGCAUGCAAUGGACUACUCGUUUUGAAUGUUGCAAUCGUAUGUUGUACAUACACUGUUAAGCAGACAAUGCUUUUUUUUUUUAAAUAGCUUGUUAAUGCGAUGUAACCUGAUGCAGUAUAUUUCAGUGCAGUAAUUCAAUUUUGUUAAUAUACAUGUCAAUAAUUUAGAAUGAAUACUUGUCCGAUUGUGUGUAUACAUGUAACAUUUUGUCUAUAAGGGUCAAACAUUGAUUAAGUGAUGUUAGGACAAAGUGUGUGUUUUGCAAGUAACCUGGACAGAUAACUCAGGUGAGACUCAUUGUUCUUGUGAUAAAGGUCAAAGGAUAUUUUUGUGUUUUCAGGAAGCAUCUCCCUCUGCAGCAACUCAUUGUCUUUGAAAUAGGGAGCACACUCGGAUCAUUCAUCAGUUACAAGGCAUACCACUUAAAAGUUACACGUACAGGAGAUACAUUCUCUACAACACGAAUUAGAAUUUUUUUUAUUAUGUGUUGACGUAGAUUUUGUCGAACUCGGACUAGAAAUGCUCGUUGCUGAUUAACGUCUGGAUGUCCGUAACUAUCGGUUGAAGCAAACCCGGCUGCUCUUGAGACGCUGUGCACCAAUAAGGGUCCACAGGUGGCUUGCACUAAAUCAAUGAUACACUCCCAGAAGGCUGUGCUAGUUAUAGUUUGUGUAAAACAUUCCUUUGUUUCAUGGAGAGAUUAAUAAAGGAAAGAUGUCGUA